AUGGCAACCAAUCGACCCGAGUACCGAGAUCCAAAGACACCAAGGGCUGUCAAAGUAUACACGAUUGCACAAGAAUCUCGUUACCUGAUUGUGGAAAAUGUACCUGCUCUUGGAUUGGUGGAGAAUCUAUUGAAGCUUUGCUCGUCGUUUGGACCUGUUCAAAGUCAUCGCUUGUUAGACGAUCACGCGAGUGCAACCAACUAUUGCGAUGUGGUGUGGAUACAAUUUGCAACGACAGCAGCUGCACGAAUAGCCAAGAGGACACUUGAUGACAAACCCUUCUUUUCCAACUUGCUCAGGGUUUCAUAUGCACCCGAGUAUGAGACCGUGGAUGAUCUUCGUGGCAAACUCCAGGAACGACGUUAUAGCGUGACACAACGAGUAUCCUACAAUAAGCGUAAAGAUCGACGUCAAAGCAAGCAAAAGCCACCAUCAUCAUCAUCAUCAUAUACGGAGGGGACUACUACUACAACAGCAACAAUGAUGCCACCUGUUCUUGGUCCUUUACCCAAAGAGAGUCCAUCCACAUCGUCAUCGUCGACAACAACAACAACAACAACAACAACCAAUGCACCCAAAAAGCGUAGAAGGAUAUGA
Lichtheimia ornata is the source of this 597-nucleotide messenger RNA. RefSeq lists its product as uncharacterized. Gene Ontology annotation, molecular function: RNA binding. The record is from RefSeq and is a predicted model, not a curated record. NCBI's taxonomy places the organism in Eukaryota, Fungi, Mucoromycota, Mucoromycetes, Mucorales, Lichtheimiaceae. Gene Ontology annotation, cellular component: nucleoplasm. Bases 1 to 597 code for a protein of 198 amino acids. The transcript has a single exon.